UUCUCAUUCAAUUCCCUCCAAAAUGAUGGGGGCAUUAAAAUGUUAAGCGCGUCAACAAACAAAACCACCCAAAAUAGUCGGCCGUGACAACGUCGUCUCAAUCCUAUUCUUAGUUAUAACUUCCUUCUAUCUCUUCUCUAUCCUCUUUAUAUACACAGCCACCUAAGUUGUCAUACAUUCCUCGAGAAUUUUCAGUCUGUCAUUGUUCCAUUUCAGGAUUACGUUGCUGAGCUGAUUCUACGGAUUUACUUAAUUUUCUUCGUAGAUUCAGAGAAUUGAAUAGAGUGAUUAUAGUUCGGUUAAUUAAUAAGUGUGUGCAUGGCGCAACUACCGCCCAAGGGCCCCUCCAUGACGCAGAAUUGGCCGCCGUCGUCUUUUCCGUUCCAAGCAAUGCCGCUGCCGUCCUCAGCGGCGGCGCAGCAGAAUCCUUGGGUGGAUGAGUUCCUCGACUUCUCCUCCGCCAGGAGAAACUUCCACCGCCGCUCCGUCAGCGACCCCAUCGCGUUCGUGGAGGCUCCGUUCAUGGACGAAUGCCGCGGCGGCGCGUUGAUGACGUGCAACAACGUCAUCAACGGUAACAGCACCGCCAACCACGCGUUUGACAGGCUGGAUGACGAGCAGCUGACGUCCAUGUUCCCCGACGAAUCCGCCGCCGCGAUGGCCACCGCCGCUCCGUCGUCUAAUCCUUCCAGUACCAAUCCUUCGACGCCGUCAUCGGAUCAAAUCAGCGAAAACGAGGAAAAACCCCAAACCCGGCCCGGCGAAGUUCAGCCCAAGAAUGAACCGGGAGAGGUGGUUGACAGCUCAUACAAAACCCAACCGGUUCAACCCGCCACAAGACCUUCGACCGCCAAUGAUUCCGGAGAUACUUCCAAUGCCAUAGUAGAUCCAAAGAGGAUUAAAAGGAUUUUGGCCAAUCGACAAUCGGCUCAGAGAUCAAGAGUCAGAAAGCUGCAAUACAUUUCAGAGCUAGAAAGGAGUGUAACCACAUUGCAAACUGAGGUAUCGGCAUUGUCACCAAGGGUUGCGUUUCUGGACCAUCAAAGGCUGAUUCUAAAUGUGGAUAACAGUGCUCUUAAACAGCGGAUUGCAGCCUUGGCUCAAGAUAAAAUUUUCAAAGAUGCUCACCAGGAGGCGUUGAAGAAGGAGAUAGAAAGGCUGAGGCAGAUCUACCAUGAACAGAAUCUGAAGAAGACGACUGCCGGUAACAAUGGCGGCGGCGAAGAAGAAGCGGCGGCGGCGGCGCAACAAGAUGAGUUGCAGCAGCCGUGAUGAAGAUGAAGAAGAAGAUGCGGUGCACUGUGCUAAACUGCGCCAUCACGUGGCAUGUUCCCAUCCCAUCCCAUCGAAGCUUUUUUUUUUAUUUUAUUUUUUUUAUUAAAUCUAAAAUAGUUGAUGGUGGGCCAUGUCCCUGUCAGUAGCUUUGGUAGUAGAUUGAUUGCUCUGUGUUUCAAGAACCCACAUGAUAUGAGUGGGGAUAACCAACAUUUCAUUUUCAUUUUCAUUAUUAGGGAGGGUAUUGCUUCUUUUCUUUUCUUUUGUUUUCCACUUUUUUUUUUUCUUUGACGUUAGAUUUAAUAUUGAAUUCGUUAAUUGGUUCGUUGGGGUAUGUAACGUAACCUUAGCCUGUAUGUAAUGGGAUGAAAAGGGUUAUGACGUUUGUGUACUUACGUUGUUUAAUGUUGUGGAGCAUGGACCGUUAUUACUUAUUAUUCAAGCCCGCAAAGGGUCAAAAGUUUUGUAUU
Ipomoea triloba (trilobed morning glory) is the source of this 1745-nucleotide messenger RNA. RefSeq names its product basic leucine zipper 34-like. The transcript is spliced from 4 exons. NCBI's taxonomy places the organism in Eukaryota, Viridiplantae, Streptophyta, Magnoliopsida, Solanales, Convolvulaceae. The coding region runs from base 319 to 1272 and encodes 317 amino acids. The record is from RefSeq and is a predicted model, not a curated record. Gene Ontology annotation, biological process: positive regulation of DNA-templated transcription. Gene Ontology annotation, cellular component: nucleus. Gene Ontology annotation, molecular function: DNA binding; DNA-binding transcription factor activity.